Messenger RNA from Phytophthora sojae, 480 nucleotides. RefSeq lists its product as hypothetical. Bases 1 to 480 code for a protein of 159 amino acids. The record is from RefSeq and is a predicted model, not a curated record. NCBI's taxonomy places the organism in Eukaryota, Oomycota, Peronosporomycetes, Peronosporales, Peronosporaceae. The transcript has a single exon.
AUGACGACGCCGAGCACUUCUCCUUCGACCAUAUCUCUUCGCCGAGCCAUGGUUCGUGUCAUUCAACCGCACGGACCCAGCCGACGGCCCUCGCAGACAUUGUUCUUGGAUCACACCUCGCCUGCUGUGGCAGCACACAGCUCAUCAUCGACCACAUAUACUAUACCCGCGCCGCCCCAGCUCGAGUACGAAAGUGCAGAAGCUGCCGAGGCAUCCAUCCAUGAGUGGACGAAGGAUCACAGCUUCAACGUAUCCCGCAGUCAACUCGGCAGAAAUGCGAACGGUCAGAUUCGGUACCGGUUGUUCGCGUGCGUCCACGCCAGAAAACCAAAAAACAAUUGGAAGAUUGCAGAUGCAGACCGCCAGCGCCUAAUGGCUACGUCGAAGCGAGACGAAUGCGGCAUGCGCAUCAGCUCAACGACAAGAAGAAAUACUCGAUUUGGUCGAUCUCCAGGCCAAGGCUGGUGUUCCGACGGCUAA